Messenger RNA from Drosophila willistoni, 838 nucleotides. It is a transcript of the gene Coq7, whose product is annotated as 5-demethoxyubiquinone hydroxylase, mitochondrial. NCBI's taxonomy places the organism in Eukaryota, Metazoa, Arthropoda, Insecta, Diptera, Drosophilidae. Bases 120 to 758 code for a protein of 212 amino acids. Gene Ontology annotation, molecular function: 3-demethoxyubiquinol 3-hydroxylase activity. The record is from RefSeq and is a predicted model, not a curated record. Gene Ontology annotation, biological process: ubiquinone biosynthetic process; regulation of reactive oxygen species metabolic process; determination of adult lifespan. The transcript has 3 exons. Gene Ontology annotation, cellular component: nucleus; mitochondrial inner membrane.
ACUGUUGCAUGGUAAUCAGCUGGCGUACAUAAUAAAAACAAACACAGACGAAUUUCAAUAGUGCUAAAAGUAAUUUUCAAUUUUUGUAAUAAGACUUUUUUCAAUCAACAGAACCCACAAUGUUAAAAUCAGUUGCCAGAUUGCCCCUGAUGACUUUACGUUGUUUAAGCUCUAAUUCAACGGUUCCUCCUACUCCUCCGUCUGGUACUACUACUUCAAAAGCUCCUCUGCGUCCGCGUCCCAAUGCCUUGACCGAUGAAAUCAUACGAGUCGAUCAUGCCGGCGAAUUGGGUGCCGAUCGCAUCUAUGCCGGACAAAUGGCUAUACUGGGCAAUGGUCCUAUGGGCAAGACCAUUGAACAUAUGUGGGAGCAAGAGAAGUGCCAUCGCAAGCAAUUUGAGCAAUUGAUUCAACAGCAUCGUGUCCGUCCCACCAUUAUGACACCGAUUUGGAAUGUAGCUGGCUUUAUGCUUGGCGCCGGUUCCGCCCUAAUGGGUGAAAAGGCGGCCAUGGCCUGCACCGUUGCUGUGGAAACUGUAAUUGUCGAGCACUACAAUGAUCAAUUGCGUCAGAUUAUGGAAUCCCCAAAUCCCGAUAAGGAAUUGCUGGAGACUAUUACGAAAUUUCGGGACGAGGAACAAGAACAUCAUGACACGGGAAUCAAUUGCGGUGCGGAACAGGCACCCUUCUACCAGGCCAUGACUGAGGUUAUUAAAUUUGGCUGCAAAACGGCCAUAGCCAUAUCGAAAAAGAUUUAAAUCCUAAAGUUUCUUAUCCUUUCUGCUUUCUAUGUUUCAUUUUCCUUUCUUUUUUGUGUAUAUACGUAUGUUUGUUACUG